CAGCGACCCCUCUAUUUAUCUUUUUUAUGAUAAAUGUUCAUUUACGUUGGAUAAUUCUAUACAAUUAUAUCCUUGGUAUUUUAUGAGACUGCAAACUGAUCAGCAAACUGGUCCGCUGAUAAAUACCUGUACAGCCGGAAAUGGUUGGGCUCGUAAAUUUGAUUCUGAAACAAAUACUACUUAUCUUUACAAAGUUAAUUCAAAUUCACUAGUCGUGGGUUCGCCAACGCCUGUCUAUGUAUAUGAUUAUGUCUCUUAUGAAGAUCCUCAAUCAAUUCAAUAUAAACUUAAAUUAAUUACAAGUAACUCGUAUGGUGGUAUAGCUAUUUCAGAUCUUUAUGCGGAUUCCAGUGAUAAGGAAAUGUUAAAUACUAUAACGUCCGUCUUUCCGGUUUCUUAUAGAAAUGUUACUAGUUCUAAUUACAGUUCGUCUUCAGGACCUUCAAUUAUUACAAUCAUUAUUGUAGUCUUAGUCAUCAUUUGUUGUUGUGGUUGUUGCUAUGGUUUCUUUAGUGGGUCUAGUUCUUCAUCUGGCUCAUCUGGGAAGUGGGUACCGGUAGGCACUGUAUGGGCAAAAGUAUAA
Dentiscutata heterogama is the source of this 583-nucleotide messenger RNA. The record is from the annotation of a GenBank genome assembly. Lineage: Eukaryota; Fungi; Glomeromycota; Glomeromycetes; Diversisporales; Gigasporaceae.